This is a messenger RNA of Meloidogyne enterolobii, 1481 nucleotides long. Lineage: Eukaryota; Metazoa; Nematoda; Chromadorea; Rhabditida; Meloidogynidae. The record is from the annotation of a GenBank genome assembly.
CGACAAUGAUGAAUAAUUUGUCUCGUAUGGAUAGGCAUAUCUAUGAGAUUCGUAGACAGUUGCGUGAUGCGGAAGAGCAACUUCAACGAAAAGGACAGAAUCCGUCUCAACUUAAUCGCAUCCGAGCAAUAACACAACGUACUAAGGAACUGUUGAAGGUUGGCUACAAUGUCUGUUAUGAUUGUCUGAUUAACGAUCAAAAUUUGUUAUCAAAAUGCUCAAAUUUCGUGAACAAAUUACUCAGACUUUUUCUCCGCAGUGUUAUGCCUGAUUCAAGAGUCGAUUCUCGUUCAUUUACCCCGUGUAUCGAACGAUUUGCUUCGUUGCCUGAAGCUUUUCUCGAAACUGGCAUUGAAUUUUUACAUUUUCUUCUCGAACAUCCUCAGCGUUCAAAGGUUCUUCUUUUGAAUGUAUCAGACUAUCCUCGACUAAUUUUAAAUUUGAUUGUAAAUUUGCCACAUAUAAAGAAUCCAUUCUUAGCAUCAAAAAUUGUUGAUUUGUUUUUCUUUACUUGUCCAGAUGUAUCUUCAGAUGCCGGCUUCUUCUUCAGGCAGAUUAUGAACGAUAAAAUCGCUGUAGAUAACUUGUUUCCUGCCCUUGUCAAAUUUUAUGCUGACGUUGAGUCAACCGGUUCAAAUACUGAGUUUUACGACAAAUUUAAUAUUCGACGAAAUAUUCAAGUUAUCUUCCGGUCUAUGUGGAUGGAUCUUGCUCAUCGCAAAAGGAUGGUUCAGUUCGCAGAAGAAUCUUCGCCUGAUUUUUAUCGCUUCUUGAAUAUGGUAAUUAAUGACACUACAUUUUUGCUUGACGAAUCACUCGAAAAAUUAAAGCGAAUAAAUGAGAUUGAAACCCAAAUGUCGAACGAAGUGGCAUGGAAUUCGUUAAGAGAGGAGGAACGCCAACAUAGAUCCGAACUUUUGGGCGAUGCAAAACGUCAAGUUCGGAUUUGGCUUCGAUUUGGUACUGAGACAAUGGAAUUGUUUGUAACGUUAACUGGUGAUGCUCCACAGAUUUUUCUUCAAGAGGCUCUUGGUGAUCGAGUUGCUGCUAUGCUGAAUAAUAAUAUUGUACAGCGUUCUUAUACUCCUGCUACUUUCGAUUCAAUCCUUAAACGUUUCGAGGAAAAAUCAAUUUUGCCUGUCAGUCAGUUUGAAUCAUUCAAAAAUUUGGUUGAGCAAGCGAAGGAAGCCCACAAUGAGAAAGUUAAGUUCGAAGAGAAAUUUGAAGAUGAGAUUCCAGAUGAAUUCAGAGAUGAAAUUCUUUUCACAUUGAUGAGCGAUCCAGUUACACUUCCUUCUGGUCAAGUAGUUGAUCGAAAGAAUAUUUUACGCCAUCUACUAAGUGAUCCACACAAUCCAUUUACUAGACAGCCAUUAACUGAGGACGAGCUGAAGCCAAAUGUUGAACUUAAAGCGCGCAUUACCAGUUGGGUAAAUGAAAAGAAAAGUGAAAUUAACAAGAAAAGCGCAUCCAAGUCUUGA